Molecule: messenger RNA, 2213 nt
Organism: Halichondria panicea
Lineage: Eukaryota; Metazoa; Porifera; Demospongiae; Suberitida; Halichondriidae
Product: transmembrane 9 superfamily member 4-like
Exons: 15
Coding region: 140-2083 (647 amino acids)
Biological process (GO): protein localization to membrane
Cellular component (GO): membrane
Source: RefSeq, a predicted model, not a curated record
ACUUUGCUCUCUCUAUUAGCGAAAAGUAAGAGAAACGUUGAAAUAGUAUUGGAUCCUUAAUAUUCCACAGAGCAAAGUUGAAGAAGUACUGGACUUAAUACUUGCUGGCACUCCAAAGCUUUCCAAGGGUCACUAGUCAAUGGGAGAUAACGUAUUUGGCAUGAAGUCUCUGAUAAUUUGCAGUCUCUUUACUCUUCAAAUCUGCCUAUCCAAUGGUUUCUACAUUCCUGGAGUGGCCCCUGCUGAGUUCCAUGGGGGAGAAGAGCUAAUAGUCAAAGCUGUGAAGAUGACCAGCGUGAAGACACAGCUGCCCUAUGAGUACUACUCUCUCCCAUUCUGUCGACCCGCUGACGAAAAGAUGCACUACAAAAAGCUCAAUCUCGGUGAGGUUCUAAGAGGGGACAGGAUUGUGAACACUCCAUAUAUGCUGCGUAUCCGUGAAUCAGUGGACUGCAAAGUAUUGUGUACUGUCGAUCUCACUUCAGAGCAGACGGAUAUGUUUAUUGAGAAAAUUGACGAGGACUACACUGUACAUAUGAUAGCAGACAAUCUUCCAGCUGCCUCAGUGUUUAAGAACCUCAAGACAAACGAGUUACAAUAUGAAGAUGGCUACAAGCUUGGCUUUAUUAGUAACGACAAGUACAUUCUCAACAACCACCUCACGAUUGUCAUCAAGUACCACGAUCUCAAGGGGGCCGAUGCGGAACCUGUGUAUCGUGUUGUGGGGUUUGAGGUGGAGACAAAGAGUUACUCCAUGGACUCUAUGAUGAGUGUUACCCCUAACAACGACCAGGGUGUCCCUAUGGCCGACGUUAAGUCUGAAGAUAGGAAGCAUUGUAAACUCAAUAGCGAGCAAACCAGUGUCCUGCAACUACAGAAAGGAACUAAGACUAGUGUGAUGUUCACGUACACCGUGGUGUGGCAGGCUAGUGACGUUGCCUGGGCAUCACGUUGGGACAUCUACCUUCAGAUGAGUGACGUACAGAUCCAUUGGUUUGCCAUCUGCAACUCUGUCGCAAUUGUCCUCUUUCUCUCUGGAAUUCUGGCCUUGAUCAUCAUCAGAACACUGAGGAGAGACAUUGCCAAAUACAACCAAGACGAGGAAAUGGAUGACUCUAUUGAGGAGACCGGUUGGAAGCUGGUUCAUGGAGAUGUAUUCCGACCUCCUCGUUACCCCACCCUUCUCGUGGCUUGUCUCGGCUCAGGCAUUCAGAUAUUCUGUAUGGUCUUCAUUGUCAUCGUGUUUGCCAUGUUUGGCAUGCUCUCCCCAGCCAGUAGAGGGUCCCUCAUGACUGCAGCCAUCGUCCUAUUUAUGUUCAUGGGAGUGACUGGUGGAUACCAUGCAGCUAGGUUGUUUAGAACCUUCAAGGGUAAUAGCUGGAAGAAGGCUGCCAGCAUUACUGCUGUCUUCUUCCCAAGUGUUGUGUUUUGUAUUGGAUUCUUUCUCAACUGCUUCAUAUGGGGGGAGCACUCCUCUGGAGCAGUACCAUUCACCACCAUGCUCGCUCUGCUCUGUAUGUGGUUUGGGAUUUCUUUUCCACUCAUUUUCGGCGGAUUUUAUUUUGGGUUCCGGAAGCAGCCGUAUGAGCACCCUGUACGCACCAAUCAAAUUCCUCGUCAGAUACCUGAGCAAGUGUGGUACAUGAAUCCUGUUGUCGCCUCUCUAAUUGCUGGAAUUCUUCCAUUUGGGGCAGUGUUUGUGGAGCUGUUUUUCAUUCUCACUGCCAUUUGGGAGAACCAGUUUUACUACCUGUUUGGCUUUCUGUUCCUCGUGUUUGUGAUCCUCAUCAUAGCCUGCUCUGAGGUGGCUAUAGUUAUGACGUACUUCCAACUGUGUGGAGAGGACUACCACUGGUGGUGGAGGUCUUUCCUGCUCUCUGGCUCAGCCAGUUAUUACGUCGUUGCCUAUUCUGUCUUGUACUACUACACAAAGCUGGACAUCACUGAGUUUGUGCCCACCCUCCUCUACUUUGGCUACAGCUUGGUCAUGGUGUUUGGAUUCUGGCUGCUCACUGGAACUAUCGGAUUCUAUGCCACAUAUUUGUUCAUCUGUCGUAUAUAUGCCGCUGUGAAACAGGACUAAUUCGUUGCCCUAAUCCUGACUGUAGUAUUAUAGAAGUAAUCUUACUAUAUUAUGGAGUAAUUUCAUGUAACACAAAAAUCAUUUUGGUUUAUUUUAGUCAAUGUACGGUAUAAUGUUUUGAAACUAUGAA